This is a messenger RNA of Equus caballus (horse), 1742 nucleotides long. RefSeq names its product serine incorporator 4 (gene SERINC4). Lineage: Eukaryota; Metazoa; Chordata; Mammalia; Perissodactyla; Equidae. Gene Ontology annotation, cellular component: membrane. The record is from RefSeq and is a predicted model, not a curated record.
UGCAUUUACCACAUCCUGGAGGUCGGUGUUCUUCUCCUGAAGUCCCUCCCCAUCCUGCCUUGGGCUAGGCGACCGGCCCCAGCACCGGCCCCAGCACAGCCCAGCACAGCCGCAGUCCAAUGGACUGAGGACAAAAGAAAGCUGCUACUUUCUCAUCUACCUUCCAUCUGGUGGACCUGGGCCUAAUCCCUGGGACAAGGGUGAUGGGUGCAAAAGCCGUCACGGGCCCCAGCACCUCCCUCCGCCUGACACAGCAACGCAGUGGAGUCAGCAGUGUCAUGGUAAAUCCUCCCUUCUAUCAGGUGACCUGCUGUGGGCCUGUUCCCUGUACCUGCUGCUGCCAUUCUAGGUGGCCUCUUCUCACAGAGUCUACUUCUAGCCGCCUGUUCUACAUCCUCCUCCAUGUAGGGGCCUCAGCAGUCUGCUGCCUCCUGCUGUCAAGGACAGUAGUAGAAAGGGUCUGGGGCAAGGCACAUGGGAUCCAGAUGCCCUCAGAGUUGUGUGCCCAUCUGUUUGGCCACUCUCACUGCCCAGUGCUCAGUGGCUCUGGGGCUGUGUACCGAGUAUGUGCAGGAACUGCCACCUUCCACCUGCUGCAGGCUGUGCUGCUGGUCCACCUCGAAUCCCCUACCAGCCCGCGGGCACAGCUGCAUAAUAGCUUCUGGGUCCUCAAGCUGCUGUUCCUGCUAGCUCUCUGUGCUGUUGCCUUCUGCAUCCCUGAUGAGCAUCUCUUCCCAGCCUGGCAUUACAUUGGCAUCUGUGGAGGCUUCACAUUCAUCCUGCUGCAGUUGGUGCUUAUCACAGCCUUUGCCCAUUCCUGGAACAAGAACUGGCAGAUGGGUGCAGCCCAAGACUGCCGAUGGUUCCUAGCUGUGCUGCUGGCCACCCUAGGAUUCUACAGCAUGGCAGGUGUGACAGCUGUGCUCCUGUUCCGCCACUACACACACCCAGCUGGCUGCCUGCUCAACAAGAUGCUACUUAGUCUGCACCUUUGUUUCUGUGGCCUCCUCUCCUUCCUCUCCAUCGCUCCCUGCAUCCGCCUCAAGCAACCCCGCUCUGGCCUUCUACAAGCCUCUGUCAUCAGCUGCUAUAUCAUGUACCUGACCUUCUCUGCGCUAUCCAGCCGUCCUCCAGAGAGUGUAAUCCUUCAAGGACAGAAUCACACCCUGUGCCUGCCUGGCCUGAGUAAAAUGGAACCCCAAACACCAGAUACUUCUGUAGCAGUACUGAGUGCUGGCAUCAUGUAUACUUGUGUGCUUCUUGCCUGUGUUGAGGCUUCCUACCUGGCUGAGGUAUUUGGGCCCUUGUGGAUUGUCAAGGUUUACAGCUAUGAGUUCCAGAAGCCCUCACUCUGUUUCUGCUGCCCCAAAAUAGUGGUGCCAGAGGAAGGGCAAAGGGGUGGGGCCGCCAAGCCAGCUGACCAAGAGACCUCUACAGCUCCUCCUGUGCAAGCCCAGCAUCUUUCCUACAGCUAUUCUGCCUUCCACUUCGUCUUGUUCCUUGCAUCACUCUAUGUCAUGGUUACCCUUACCAGCUGGUUCAGCUAUGAGGGAGCAGAACUGGAAAAGACGUUCACCACAGGUAGCUGGGCUACCUUCUGGGUCAAGGUUGCCUCCUGCUGGGCCUGUGUACUCCUCUAUCUGGGGCUGCUCCUGGCACCACUCUGUCAGUCCCCCACCCAGGAUCCCCAGCCUCCUCCUAUCUUCAAGAGACAGUGCCAUCGCAUCAGUAUCGCCAGAUAA